Drosophila innubila is the source of this 3499-nucleotide messenger RNA. RefSeq names its product putative ATP-dependent RNA helicase BoYb (gene BoYb). The transcript is spliced from 2 exons. Gene Ontology annotation, biological process: germ-line stem cell division; transposable element silencing. The coding region runs from base 25 to 3258 and encodes 1077 amino acids. The record is from RefSeq and is a predicted model, not a curated record. NCBI's taxonomy places the organism in Eukaryota, Metazoa, Arthropoda, Insecta, Diptera, Drosophilidae.
UUAAGCUUAUUGAGCACACGCAGAAUGGCCGAAAAAUUUGCAGCUGACGAUAACAACAACAAUGGGGAUGUGGAUAGCCUGCAUUAUGAAGUACAGGAGAGUUUCCCGUUUCACGUGCAACCGCUGCUCGCUCCCAAUUGCUCGGAAUACGCCGUGGCGCACUCGAAUGUGAGCUUGAAACCAGCGUGUCAGAUGAGGGAGGUUUCAUUUCUACCGCAUAUUAUGAACGCCAUGAGAAAGUUACGGCUGAUGCAGGUGCUGCGAGUUCAGAGUUAUGCGUGGCCAUAUCUGAACCAAGGCUCGGAUCACGGCGUCGUCAUCGUAAGUGCUCCGCGCAGUGGACGCACCCUGAGCUAUGUGCCGCCACUUUGCCAAAUGGUGUGCAAAUCCCUGGCGGAGCAGCGCUGCCGUCGUCGCUGGGAACUGAAGGGUCCCAUUGCGGUGGUGCUUGCUGCGGAUCUGGGUCGAGUGCGGCAGCUUGGCGGUUUGUGCAACAUGAUGCUGCGCAAGGCCAAGAACGAGGAGUGGCUGACUCUGGUGCUGACGGUGCCCUCGGCUCAAACACAGGAGUUCUUUCUACGUUGGCUUAAUGGUGUUGGCUGCCUGGUGGCGACACCUGCCCAGUUUCUCUGGUUGUGCAGCUCUGAUCUUCUCAAGAUGCCAAACUUGCGGUUCGUUGCCUACGAUGAUGUAGAUCUAAUGCAGCCGGAGCAGCUGCUCCAGGUGCAUCAGCAGCUGUUGAACCUGACCAGGAAACAGCGUCCACAGUUGGUGAUCACCUCACAGUCGUACAAUCACAAACUGCUCAAAAUGCUGCAGGAGUUUAAUGCCCAUCCCAUGCUCCUUUUUGGCGAUAUAUUGGAGGCAGCGGUCUAUGGAGGCGUACGCAUGCGUAUGUUGCUCCGGAAAAGCGAGACAAAACAUGAGGAGCUGCUACGUCUGCUCCAACAGCGAUCUCCACAUCUACUGCGCACUGUCAUCAACUGCCACACUGAUGCGGAAAUCUCUGAUCUUGUAAAGAUUUUGGAGGCACAUGGCUACAGGUGUUUACCGUACUAUCAGACAGCUGGAAUGGAGGUGCGUGAUCAUGUGCUCCGCUGGAUGCGGAACACACGGGGCGAGCUGCUGCUCUGCACCGAUGACUGUCCCGAAUUGAACAUCCGCCAUGCCGAGACCCUGAUCCACUACAGUCUCAGCGAUAGCUGGAGCAAGUUCAAGUUACGUCAUCUAUCAUUAGCCGACAAUUUACGCAAUCAAUUUGAACAAUCUCUGGCAGAAGGGUCUGUGGAGCAGAGCACUGACAAGGAUUACAAGUCGGAUGGCUUACUUUCGCUGGUUUUCCUAGACCAGACCAACCAUAAUCAGAUGCCGCGUCUUGUGGACUUUCUGCAAAUGCAUCAGCGGGUUGAGGAGCCCAUCGUUCUCCUGGCUCGCCAGCUACGCAAUCAAUUGGAAAGCCUCAAGUGCAACGAACCAGCCUUGUGUGAUGUCCUGCUUAGCCUGGGACAUUGCGGCGACACUCUGUGUAACCAACGUCAUCAGCUGCUGCCUUACGAUCGUCUGUUGCCACCACAGAUGCCAACCCAGGGCGAUGUGAAGCUGCAGCUGGUCAAAGUCUAUUCGCCAACACAUUACUGUGUGCGUCUGCUGGAGCAUUUACUUCCUGGCGGCAACUGGAAGCCUUUACCUCGCCAGCCGGCGCUGGAAAUGAAACUGCAGCUGCUGCAAUCACAGAAUUGUUGUCGUCAUUGGCCGCCCAAGGCCAAAGAGAUCUGCACCUACCGCAAUGAGUAUGGAUACGAGCGUGUUCGUAUACUUCGUGUGGCACCCAUUGAACGGGUGAAUCUGUCAAGAACUGACGUGGCUGUGGAGGUGCAGGCAUUGGAUGUCGAUACACGUCUGAUUCUAACCACCAGCGGCAAGCUAUACGUUUGUCCGGAGGAAUUACGUAAUGCCCUACCGUUGGCAAUUGAUCUGCGCAUCCUAGGAAUGGUGCCGUACACUGGCGAGCGCAGUUGGCAUGAGGAGGAUGGUCGUCAGUGCGCCGACUGGUUAAAUGCUGUGCCCCAGCCUAAUAUUCUGCAGGCUAGCAUUGCUAUGUCACUCUCACACACGAUCUUUGUGCACAAUUUGGGUGUGACAAGCUAUGCGCCUAGUCUCCAGAUGCAUGUGCGACUUUUCAACAUGUGCCAGCAACUGACACGCAAAAAACUGGCCAAGAAAUGUGAUCAGGCAGUUGAUAAACUCAUGAAAUUCUUAGUAGACGACCAGAUAAAGGAGCAACAACAGUCUGCUGUAGAACAUCCUGUGGAGAAACAUCUCGAGAUACAACAACCCGAGAAGCAGAAGCAAAUAACAAAGACGACAGCAGUCAAAGCUCCCGCAGGAAGACUCAGUUUCUUUGCCAAAAUGGCCCUGCAGUUGGGCAAAGAAAAUAGAUUACGGUUAGAGCAGCAGAAGCAACAGAAGGAAUUGGAUCAGAAUGCCUUAAAAGACAAAGAGACGGAUUACAGUGUAGAAUCUUUGUAUAAUUGUUUAAUGAACUGCUCGUUGUUGGAUUUGCAGGAGCAGCAGCUAUCAGCUGUCGAUUGCAAUGUGCCAGAAGAAUUACUCAAACAGAUAAUAGAACCAAAGUUGAAGACAGCGAAGCUGCCUCAGGUUGAGCAACAACGGAACAAAAGUAAGACAACUGCAGCUGUAGUUACACAGAAAGCUCUGGAUCUACAAUGUCAGACGCCGCCGAAUGUAGUGCGACCCGAGGUGGUAUAUUACCAAACGGCUUGCACAUUAGAACUGCAGGUAAUUCUUCCCGAAGCCGAUAUGCAGUACGGGGCACUGCUGCACAAUGGACGCUGCAUUUGCUUCUGGACACUUGGAACGUCAGAGUCGGUCACAUAUCAGUUUACACUGAACACCCAUUGUCCUUACCAGAGUCUUAGCCACCACAUGCAAGGUCGCACCGUUUACUUGAGCAUCCUCAAGGCACUGGCCGAAACUUAUCCACUUGAAUUCAGUUUCUACAAAUUCAUGAAACCGCAACACGAGAAGCUUAACGGUUUGGAGGAACAGCGUAGAUCACAUGUGUCCAAUUUUGAGAAAUAUCUGUUGCACAAGGGCUACAUUAAUGGUAGAUCUGUAAAAUAUAGCGACGAUGAACAUGAUUUCAGUAGUGAUGAUCAGUCGGAGGAAUUCAUUCCUGAAGCCUGCCCUGAGAGUGUGGAACGGCCCAUUGAUCUGUCCGAGCUAAUUUGCGAUUAGUUAAACACUUAACAGUAAGAUAAAACUGUUAUAACAAAAAAAAAAAAAACAAAAACCUAAUCAUAACCGUAACCGCGAACCAGUAAUAGCCGAUUGGUAACCGUAACUGAAACCCUAACCGAAACAAUACUCGUUUAUUAUACCGAAACCGAAAAACCGAUAAUAAAUAAUUCAUGUUAAUUUCCAUUAUGUUGUUAAGGUGUAAUCAUUGUUUUUCAAAUCAAUUUUGAUUUAUUAUUUG